AUGACUGCCGUUCAGAACCAAGAGCUGAGAAUGGCAGCAUACCGAGCCCCGUCCCUCUUUCAACCUCACCGUGCCCGUCAAGCGUUGCGCGAUGCCCACGAGGGGAAAAUUUCUCCUCUCAUCGGUCUUUACCUCGGCCUCAGCUCAGUUCCAACGGCGAGGUAUAUCGCGCCGCUUGGGUUUGACGCGGUGUUUAUAGAUUGGGAGCAUUCAUCCUGCAAUGUGGAGACCAUGACAACGAUGGUCCAUGAUAUUUCUUUUAUGAGCGAAGGCAGGACCAUUCCUUUUGUCCGGAUCCCCGGCCAUGAACAUGCUGCAGUGGGCUACGCACUGGAUGCCGGUGCCAGCAUUAUUGUACCGCAGGUGAAUACCGUGGCGGAAGCAAAGCACGUAGUGUCUUCCACGAAGUAUGGAGCGAAGUGCGGCGGCACUCGCUCGGCGCCUCCAUAUCGUCUCAUCCAAGGCAUUACUGAUACUCCUAUCGACAAGACCAAAUCCAUUCACGAAAACCAAAAUGACCAAGCGGCCAUAGUAAUCCAGAUCGAGUCACUGGAGGGAUUGAAUAACCUGGACUCCAUCUUGUCCGAAGUCCCUGAGAUCGAUGCCGUGUGGUUCGGUAUCAUCGAUUGUCGAGUCUCGAUGGGACUCCGUUGGGAAUCUGGCGUGGUACCGACUGAGCCAGAAUGGCAGGAGGCUCUGGCAAAAUUUGGGAAUAUUAUGAGGAAACAUAAUAAGCCAUGUGCAGGAUUCGCGCUGGGACCCCCGGAGAAAAUGCGAGCGAUGGGGGAAGGCAAAUCUUUGGUGUUUGUUGCUGUCGAUGUUUUGGCCUUGCUGAGUAUUGUGGCCGAUCUGGAAAACGCUCACCAAGUCUUUGUGCCUGCCAAUUGA
This is a messenger RNA of Aspergillus tanneri, 888 nucleotides long. Its product is annotated as HpcH/HpaI aldolase family protein. NCBI's taxonomy places the organism in Eukaryota, Fungi, Ascomycota, Eurotiomycetes, Eurotiales, Aspergillaceae. Gene Ontology annotation, molecular function: aldehyde-lyase activity. Bases 1 to 888 code for a protein of 295 amino acids. The record is from RefSeq and is a predicted model, not a curated record. The transcript has 3 exons. Gene Ontology annotation, cellular component: cytoplasm.